Messenger RNA from Electrophorus electricus (electric eel), 1152 nucleotides. The record is from RefSeq and is a predicted model, not a curated record. NCBI's taxonomy places the organism in Eukaryota, Metazoa, Chordata, Actinopteri, Gymnotiformes, Gymnotidae.
ACUCGAGCUGAUCAAAGGGAUCGCUACUUCAGUGGCAAACGCCACCUUUGAUCACGCUGACAGCCAUGUGUAUCUGCUCCUUCACACAUGCUUGUUCUCUUUUGAGGGGGAUUUUGUAUGCUGAUCUGUUUACAUGCCCUUGCAUUCCUCUUCACGUGGGCAGACUUUUCUGAACAUUUAAUUACAAGAAACGAAUAAACGAACUGCGCUCGUAGGAAAUGCAAGUAGCAUGAAAAAGGAGAGCAAAAUGAGGACAGAUCUAACGGGCUGGCACAUCAGAUACUCAGCUGGCUUUAGAAACAGCCCUGCUACCAUUACAAAGUUUAAUUCACCAUUGCACAGUUUUGAACUAGAUAUCUUUAUCUGUAUGUCUGCUUGCUUUCUUGUAGGCAAAUGGCUAGCCUGUCAGUCCAUGGAUAAUCAGAUCCUGAUAUUCGGAGCCCAGAAUCGGUUCAGGCUCAACAAGAAGAAAGUCUUCAAGGGCCACAUGGUGGCCGGGUAUGCCUGCCAGGUGGACUUCUCUCCCGAUAUGAGUUAUGUGGUGUCUGGUGAUGCUGAUGGGAAGCUGAACAUAUGGGACUGGAAGACCACCAAGCUGUACCACCGAAUCAAGGCACACGACAAGGUGUGCAUCAGCGCCCUCUGGCACCCCCACGAGACCUCCAAGGUCAUCACCUGCGGCUGGGACGGACAAAUCAAACUCUGGGACUAACAAGACAAGAGGGGGGAAAAGGAAGGGGGAAGAGACAGUGGAAGAGUGAGCCUGAACAGCAGAGGGAGGAGACGUCAGAUUGCUCCAUUUAAACCCCCGCCCCCACCAUGGUCUUUGCUCAGCUGAGCAGCUUUUAUCGUGUGCUCCCUUAGUAGAGAGUGGCCUCAGUACCUCCAACCCUUGCCUGUUUCACUGAUGUAUUUUAUAUUCUAGGCUUUGCUCAGUGCUGUGUGUGAAGACUGAAGUUUAUGGACUGGCAUCCAGUCCAGAUUUCUAGUCUAAAAGGCCCCCCCCCCCCCCCCAACAUCGGCCUUUUAAAUUCGAUUCUAUAUUUUCAUUUCAUUAUUAAGGAGUCAUCCACUGCUAAAGCCGUGCAUAUCAACACUUCAGUUCAGCGUGAGACAUCCGUUUCUGAGUGUAAUAAAACCUUUUGUACAUCA